Phacochoerus africanus (Common warthog) is the source of this 2409-nucleotide messenger RNA. It is a transcript of the gene RSPH4A, whose product is annotated as radial spoke head component 4A. Lineage: Eukaryota; Metazoa; Chordata; Mammalia; Artiodactyla; Suidae. The record is from RefSeq and is a predicted model, not a curated record. Bases 78 to 2276 code for a protein of 732 amino acids. Gene Ontology annotation, cellular component: radial spoke; axoneme. Gene Ontology annotation, biological process: cilium assembly; axoneme assembly; cilium movement involved in cell motility. The transcript is spliced from 6 exons.
GAGCAACUAGGAACUAGGAAAUCAUCUAACAGACCUAAACAAAGCCACAGCCCUGUGUUGUCUCCUUCCAUAUCUGCAUGCCCCCUUCAUCCAGAACUUUUUUCCUCUUGAUUCCUCCCAUGGAAGACUCAACCCCCCUGAAGCAAGAAAAAGAAAACAGAGAACUUAGGGAAGGAGGGCAACUGUGGGAAGAAAUGCUAACAACUUUGUCCCAAGAUCCUGAGCCUGGGUUAUCUGAGACCCCAAAGUUGGAGCAGGGGAUGGAAACUAGAUUCCAGCCCAGGAGUAGCCCUUCUGGGAGCCCCCAGUCUGGAGCCAGAACGCCUGUGGAUGACCUUGCAGGACCAUGUGCGUCAUCUCCACCCUCCUCAUCUCAGGAGCCCACUUCCAUUCCUUCUCCCUCGGCUCUGGCCAGGCAGGACCUAAUGGCAACAUGGCAGUCAGACAAGACCACUAGUGUGACUUCUGAAUAUGGGACACCUCACAUUGACCAUUUGGAACAAACAUCUGAUAAAGGAAAAUCAAUUUCUUAUCAAACAAGUCAUUCAGAGGGAAACACCUUUCAACAAUCUCAGCAAACCAAAUGUCACCUGUAUGGAUGGAGGGAUGUGAGCUACAACAACUCUAAUCAGAAAGAGCUGAGAUUUGACAUUUAUCAGGAAGAAGACUCAAACAGUAUCCAUGAUCUGGAGCAGCCUGAGUCUGGGGCUUCUGAAGUGGCCCCUAGCAUGCUUGAGAUUGCCAUUCAGAAUGCCAAGGCUUACCUACUAAAGACCAGCAGCAAGUCAGGCCUAAAUCUAUAUGAUCAUCUUUCCGAAAUGCUGACCAAUGUCUUAGAUAAGCGUCCUGAAAAUGCUGUGGACAUCAUUGAAAAUAUCAGCCAAGAUGUGAAGAUGGAACACUUCAGUAAAAAAUUGGAUACACUCCAAAAUGAGAAUGAGAUGCUUCCAACCUAUGAAAUAGCAGAGAAGCAAAAAGCUCUUUUUCUCCAGGGAAAUUUAGAAGGAGCUGACCAAGAACUGGAAGAUGAAAUAGCAGAACACUCUCUUCCAAAUGUAAUGGAGUCAGCUUUUUAUUUUGAACAAGCUGGAGUUGGUUUGGGCACGGAUGAGACUUACCGCAUAUUUCUUGCCCUUAAGCAGCUUACUGACACCCACCCAAUCCAAAAAUGUCGUUUCUGGGGCAAGAUCUUAGGUCUGGAAGUGAACUAUAUUGUAGCUGAAGUGGAAUUUCGUGAGGGAGAAGAUGAAGAAGAGGUGGAAGAGGAAGAUGCACCUGAAGAGAGGGACAAUGGAGAGCAUGAAGCUGAUGAAGAUGAUGAAGAUGAAUUACCAAGGUCCUUUUACAAGGCCCCACAGGCUAUUCCAAAAGAGGAAAGCAGAACAGGUGCCAACAAAUAUGCCUAUUUUGUUUGCAAUGAACCAGGAAGACCAUGGGUGAAGUUACCAGCAGUUACACCUGCACAAAUUGUUAUUGCAAGAAAAAUCAAGAAAUUUUUCACUGGGCGACUGGAUGCCCCCAUCAUAAGCUACCCACCCUUCCCAGGAAACGAGAGUAAUUACUUACGAGCACAAAUUGCCAGAAUUUCAGCAGGGACUCAUGUCAGCCCUCUAGGAUUCUAUCAUUUUGGUGAAGAAGAAGAGGAGGAAGAAAUAGAAUGUGGGAGAGAUAGCUAUGAAGAAAACCCUGAUUUUGAAGGCAUCCAAGUGAUUGAUCUAGUGGAAUCCCUCUCCAACUGGGUUCAUCACAUACAACAUAUACUCCCUCAGGGUCGCUGUAAUUGGUUCAACCCCAUACCAAAAAGUGAGGAGGAAGAAGAAGAAGAUGAAGAAGAAAAGGAAGAAAAAGGAGAAGAGCCUGACUAUAUAGAACAGGAAGUGGGACCUCCUCUCUUGACACCAAUCUCUGAAGAUUUAGAGAUCCAAAAUAUACCGCCUUGGACAACACGGUUAUCCUCAAAUCUAAUUCCUCAAUAUGCUAUUGCAGUCCUUAGAUCCAACCUUUGGCCUGGAGCAUAUGCCUUUUCCAAUGGCAAAAAGUUUGAAAACCUCUACAUAGGGUGGGGUCAUAAAUACAGUCCAGACAGCUAUACACCUCCAGUUCCACCACCAGUUUAUCAAGAGUAUCCUAGUGGACCAGAAAUUACAGAAAUGGAAGACCCUAGUGUGGAAGAGGAGCAGGCUUUCAGGGCUGCACAAGAAGUAGCUGUAAACCUGACCGAAGAAAACGAAGAAACUGAGGAGGAUGAAGAUGAGGAAGAUGAUUAUGACCAAUAAAAAUAAAAUUAGUUCAGUCUUAUGUGGGAGACUGAUAUACACAACAUCUUAUUUGAAAGUGAUUUUAUAUACAUACAUGUGACAACUAUUCAUGUACAAAAUACCAUUCCUUGAACAUAAAAUUUGAAUUUCA